This is a messenger RNA of Akanthomyces muscarius, 1233 nucleotides long. RefSeq lists its product as uncharacterized. The coding region runs from base 1 to 1233 and encodes 410 amino acids. NCBI's taxonomy places the organism in Eukaryota, Fungi, Ascomycota, Sordariomycetes, Hypocreales, Cordycipitaceae. The transcript has a single exon. The record is from RefSeq and is a predicted model, not a curated record.
AUGACGGCCGCCACGCAGGCCAUCACGCCUCCCGACCUCUCCACGCUCCUCACGCCCAUCCUGCCCGCCCUGCCCCCCGCGGCCGCCUCCUCCGACCCCGCGCCCGGCAUCCUACCCUUUCUCGCGCCCAUCCUACGGCAGCGCGUGCAGAUCCUCUCCUCCGCCUCGUCGGAGCCCUGGCUGCGGCUCCUCUGCUACGACGCCGCCAAGGCCCCGCGCCUCGCCGAGGUCGUCGCCGCGAGCAGCGGCGCCUUUGAGCCGCACCCCGUCUCGGGCGAGGUCGAGGUCGACUGGGCGCACGACGCCGAGACGCGCUUCCGCCGCGUCGACCGCGAGACGCUGCAGUGCCUGGUCGCGCUCGUCGAGACGGGGCUCGCCUUUCGCCUCGUGCACUGCACCGACGACCCGGACGGCGCCGCCGACGGCUGGCGCAUCGGCGAGGUGACGGUCGCGGACAAGCCCGAGCCCUUUGCGCACUUUGGCGGCGGCAGUGCCGCGUCCGUGGCCGACGCCGAGCGUCUGUUCCAGGAGACGACGGCGGGGUCCAAGACAGGCAGCGCCACAGCCACCAAGUCGCUGACGCCGGCGCCCCCUGCUGACGAAGACGACGAAGACGACGACGGGUACUGGGACCGCUACGAUGCGACGCCCGCGCGCACGCCGGCCAACAACCGCUCGCCCGCGCCGCCCACGGCCACCAACGGCGGCACCGGGCUGCACUAUGGCCAGACAGCGGCCAACAACGACGAGGACGACUACUACGCGCAGUACGACGACGUCCAGCCCGCCAUGGACGGCCACGACCCCGACGAGGAGGCCCACGCCGCGCAGCUCGACCCCCCCGCGAGCGGCCUCUCCCCGCUGGCGGAGCAGCUGCGCCGCGAGAGCUGGGAGGCCGUGAGCAAGCAGCAGCCCGCCGCCUCCUCGGGCGGCGCGCGCGACCGCAGCACCAGCUCCGCCGAGCGCAUCCUGCUGCAGCACCCGCGGCCCGCGUCCAGCGCCGCCGCCUCGUCCAACGGCUCCGACACCGUCGCCAGGCUCGAGGCUGCUGCCGCCGCCGCUGGUGGCGGUGGCGGCGGAAUGCAGGAGCAGUCCGAGUUUGGCGUCCGGCAGCACGUGUCGCGCAGCAUCCGCAGCCUAUUCCAGCUGUCCCGCAGCAUGGGCAUGGGCCGCGACGAGUUUGAGCAGAUGGUCAAGACGGAGCUGGACGUGCUGGGCAUGAUGGAGGAGUAA